Guyanagaster necrorhizus is the source of this 501-nucleotide messenger RNA. RefSeq lists its product as uncharacterized. The record is from RefSeq and is a predicted model, not a curated record. The transcript is spliced from 5 exons. NCBI's taxonomy places the organism in Eukaryota, Fungi, Basidiomycota, Agaricomycetes, Agaricales, Physalacriaceae. Bases 1 to 501 code for a protein of 166 amino acids.
AUGGGUAAAUCCGGAAGGCAACUCGGAGAAUUCGCUACCCUGUAUCUUGAGGCGAUGUUGGUAAAGUCGUACGGAGCUGUACAAGAUGUGCAGUGGAGCCUCGAUCCUAGCACAGCCGAGGCCAGUAGCAAUGGAGCUGAGCUACCAAAAAUGCACCAGCCUCUGCAGUGUGGCAUGUUGUGGAUGUGGAUGACUCCGGGAUAUGCCAAUUCCCCAGAAUCGGAAGGGAAGAGAAAGAACUGGACCUCAAAAGAGCAGCUCAAUAAUUCCAGAAGAAUAACGGGAGAAGACCGAGGGAAAUGCACACGGAAACUCCCCACCACAGAAAUGGUGAUGCACCAGAAGAUCGCACGUGAAAAUUGCAGAGGUCUCUAUGAUGGUCUGUAUGGUAGAAAUUACAGAGGCUCUGAGAGUCAGAGGCGGAAAGCCAACUUGAAGAAAAUUCAACCGGCGAAUUUGGAGAAAAUUGAAAUAAGAUUUGUAAUCUUCGCGGUCAGGUGA